Molecule: messenger RNA, 3593 nt
Organism: Myripristis murdjan (pinecone soldierfish)
Lineage: Eukaryota; Metazoa; Chordata; Actinopteri; Holocentriformes; Holocentridae
Gene: unc45a
Product: unc-45 myosin chaperone A
Exons: 19
Coding region: 121-2940 (939 amino acids)
Cellular component (GO): cytoplasm
Molecular function (GO): Hsp90 protein binding
Source: RefSeq, a predicted model, not a curated record
GCGCAUGGCACGUCGUCAUCGCGCUCCCAACACCCGGAAGCGUAAGGAAAUGCAACCACAAGUCAAACAGGACUUUUUAAACAUCCCACGUAGCAUCGCCGUUUGUUAGCCGCCUCGAAGAUGAGUGAUAAAGAAAAGGACCCUGCGACCCUGAAAGAGGAGGGCAACAACCUCUUCAAGGCAGGAGACAUGCAUGGUGCUAUCUGCUGCUACACCAAAGCUUUGAAGCUGAGUGACAGCCAAGCAGACUGCGCUGUCCUCCACCGCAACCGCUCCGCCUGCUACCUCAAGCUGGAGGACUACACCAAGGCAGAGGCUGACGCUUCCAAAGCUCUUGAUGCUGACGCUGCUGAUGUGAAAGCGAGGUUCCGCAGGGCUCAGGCAUUUCAGAAACUGGGUCAACUGGACCAGGCGUUUCUGGACGCACAGAGGUGUGCCCAGCUAGAGCCCAAAAACAAAGCUUUCCAAGAUCUGCUCAGACAGUUGGGAGCACAAAUCCAGCAGAAGUCGAUGCAGCUAAACUCCACAGAUGCUCGUGUGCAGCAGAUGUUUUCCCUCCUCUCAGACACAUCCGCAAAAGAUUCGGAUCGGCUAAAAGCUGCUCAGAAUCUGGUGGUGUUGUCUCGAGACGAGGCAGGAGCUGAGCUCAUCUUCCGAAACGAUGGAGUCAGGCUGAUUCAGAAGUUGCUGGCGUCAAAACAGGAGGAAGUGGUUCUUUCUGCUCUGAGGACCCUGGUUGGUUUAUGUACAGGGCAUCAGUCAAGAACUAUGGCCAUAGUGAAUGAGUUGGGCAUGGAGCAGCUGUGUACAGUCAUGGGAUCAGGCACGUCCACGGUGUCGCUGGCUGCCUGCCACCUGCUGCAGGUGAUGUUUGAGGCUCUGACAGAAGGCAUGAGCAGAGAGAUCAGAGGCAAAGAGGAAGCUAUACUUCCUGAACCAUCCAAGGAGCUGCGCUCUAUGCUGCGCCACCUCCUGGAAAUGAUGCCAGCAUCGAGUGUGUCAGGGUCCGGCAGAGACAGCGCCAUCAACCUCCUGGUCAAACAAGUUCCCCGCAAAUCCCUAAAAAUGCCAGACAACUCCGUCACAUUAUGGGUGAUCGAUCAGGGGCUGAAGAAGAUCCUGGAGGUGGCAGGCACAGUCCCUGAACUCUCAGACGGUCCACCUCUCACAGACAACUCCCACAUGAGCUGCUCUGUCCUGCUGAGCAAACUCUAUGAUGACCUAAAGAGUGACAAAGAGCGGGAGAACUUCAGCAAACUAUGUGAAGAAUAUGUCCAGCAACACUUUGGCCAGCCUGGUCUUGAGAGCAAGCUGCGGGCCAUUCAGACGGUAUCGGUGCUCCUCCAAGGACCGAGCGAUGUGGGGAACCGAACGCUGGAGAUGUCAGGAAUGAUGGAUGCCGUCAUCUCUCUGUGUGCCUCCAAAGAUGUAACUCACCAGCAGGUGGCAGUGGAGGCUCUCAUUCAUGCUGCAGGCAAGGCCAAGAGAGCCUCCUUCAUCACAGCAAAUGGUGUGGCACUCCUGAAAGACCUUUACAAAAAGAGCGAGAACGACAGGAUACGUGUGAGAGCGCUCGUGGGUUUGUGUAAACUUGGAUCAGCAGGAGGGACAGAUUUCAGCAUGAAGCAGUUUGCAGAGGGAUCCACGCUCAAACUUGCCAAGCAGUGCCGGAAGUGGCUGUGCAAUGAGUCUCUGCCCCCGACCUCUCGCCGGUGGUCUGUAGAAGGCCUUGCAUACCUCACCUUUGAUGCAGAUGUGAAGGAGGAUUUAGUAGAAGACAAGAAUGCUCUUCAGGCCAUGUUUGAACUAGCUAAGUCUGAAGAUAAGACGGUGCUGUUUGCUGUGGGUUCGACGCUCGUGAAUUGCACAAACAGCUACGAUGUGGAAAAGCCAGACCCUCAGAUGGUGGAGCUGGCCAAGUAUGCAAAGCAGCAUGUUCCCGAGGAGCACCCCAAGGAUUCACCUUCCUUUGUGGAGAAGCGGCUGGUGAAGCUGCUGGAGGCUGGUGUGGUGUCUGCAUUGGUGUGCAUGGUCAAACAGGAGAGUCCUGCCCUCACUGAGUCUUGUAGGGAGUGUAUUGCCAGGGUGUUCUUGGCUUUGGUAGAACGACAGGAGGACAGAGGCACAGUGGUGGCACAGGGAGCAGGAAAGGCUCUGAUCCCCUUGGCAUCUGACAACACAGAUACAGGAAAAAUCAAAGCUGCACAAGCCCUGGCCAAAAUAACCAUCACAUCCAAUCCUGAGAUUGCCUUCCCAGGAGAAAGGAUUUAUGAGGUGGUGCGCCCCCUUGUCAGUCUUCUGAGUCUGGAGUGCACCCUGCUGCAGAACUUCGAGUCACUGAUGGCCCUCACCAACCUGGCUGGCAUCAGUGAGAGGCUAAGACAAAAGAUUAUAAAGGAGAAGGCUGUAGCGAAAGUCGAAGGCUACAUGUUUGAGGAGCACGAGCUGGUCCGAGCAGCUGCCACAGAGUGCAUGUGUAAUAUGGUUCUGAGCACUGAGGUACAGAAGCUGUUCCUGGCCACUGGGAAUGAUCGACUGAAGCUGCUUGUGCUGUACAGCGGAGAGGAGGACGAGAGGCUGCGGAAAGCUGCCGCAGGAACUCUGGCCAUGCUGACAGCUGAGCAGCCUGAGCUGUGUGCCCGCAUCCCCGCAACAACGACCCACUGGCUGGAGAUCUUGCAGGCUCUGCUGCUUAGUGAGAUAGUGGACCUGCGCCAUCGCGGCGUGGUCAUCGUUCACAACAUGAUGCAAGCAGACAAGAGCCUGGCUGAGACGCUCAUGGAGAGCGAGGCACUGGAGAUCCUCUCUGUCCUGGCAAAGGGAGGAGAGGCCGGACCAAACCCUGCCUCCAAGAUAGCCCAGCACUGCCUGGAUAAGGCCAUAGAGUACGGCAUCAUCAAGAGCAGGGAAGCAAAGGAAACAGAAGGAACUGGGCCUUGAGGACAAUGUAGUAGUGUGUGGAUAUGUUUGAUCAGAGAAGACGUGUGCUUGGCGGUAACUGGGACCAGUGAAAUAGCUUCACCUUUUGCCAGAAACAACUUUGAUCUGGAUGAGUACAUGUGUACAGUCUAAAAUGCACGAAAGUCUAAGUGUCUUACAUCAUUUCCUAAAGCAGAGGAGUUAAGAUUUUAUAACAAUAAGUGUAUAUAUAUUUUUGAGAAGUGGUUACAGAAAACCAGCAGAUUCGGACAAUGAAGUUGUGUAAUGAAUGUGCUUUUGUUUUCUCUGUCCCACUGACUGUACUUAUCUCCACAAAAGACACAUCAAGCAAGACUGCAUCACAGCUUGGAGACCAAAAACUUCAUCCAUGCUCUGCUGCAGAUAGUUGUUCCUUAACCUUUGCAAGCAUUGUUUUUAUUUUAUAUAAUUAUUUUCCGUAAAUAUACCAAUGCAUUUAUUUCACUCUGCACACACACUACUUGUUUUGAUAUAAUUUACCCUCAUUUGUGACAAAAAAAAUUCACUCUCACAACUUUGACUUUUUGUGUUGUGCCCUUUUAUUUUAUUUUUUUUUUUUUAACCAUGACACCACUACAUUUCCAUUUCUCGUUUGUGACCUCAAACAUCAAAAGAAUAAAAAGUGUGUGACUGUG